Molecule: messenger RNA, 457 nt
Organism: Chaetura pelagica (chimney swift)
Lineage: Eukaryota; Metazoa; Chordata; Aves; Apodiformes; Apodidae
Gene: PHF5A
Product: PHD finger protein 5A
Exons: 4
Coding region: 1-345 (114 amino acids)
Biological process (GO): mRNA splicing, via spliceosome
Cellular component (GO): precatalytic spliceosome; U2 snRNP; U12-type spliceosomal complex
Source: RefSeq, a predicted model, not a curated record
AUGUUGGAGGUGAAAGAUCCUGUCCAGGAACAGAGAUCAGCAAGAGACAUCUGGAACACUGAAGCAAUUGGAAGGCUUUGUGAAAAAUGUGACGGGAAGUGCGUGAUCUGCGACUCCUACGUGCGGCCCUGCACCCUGGUGCGCAUCUGCGACGAGUGCAACUACGGCUCCUACCAGGGGCGCUGCGUCAUCUGCGGGGGUCCCGGCGUCUCUGACGCCUACUACUGCAAGGAGUGCACCAUCCAGGAAAAAGAUAGAGAUGGUUGCCCUAAGAUCGUCAACCUGGGCAGUUCCAAGACAGAUCUCUUCUAUGAACGGAAAAAAUACGGCUUCAAGAAGAGGUGAUCCUAUCUGUACAUGGCUAUACCUCCUGUUGGGUUGGCAAGAGGGUCUUGGAACAUCUCUGGACUUUACUAUUAUUGAAAACUGGUUGAUUAUCUUUUUUUGAAAGCAGUAC